GUGAAUAGUUUUUUUUUUGACUGAGAUGGAGGAAAGAAUAAGCUCAGGUGUGCAGAAGCAGUGGCUGAAGCAACAGAUAGACCAGCAAGUGAGUUGUUUAUGGUGUGCUUGCAUGAAGUCAUGAGCAGUACCCUGGUGUGCUUGUUGUAGAGCGAGCCAACCUACAGGUUGAAGUAGAUUGGGCCCACAUCACUGGCCUGAAUUUUGGGAGAGCAAGUCUGUGGGAAUGUUGAGGUAAUGAAUGGUGGCUACAUCGAAGAAGUUACCCACCACCCCAGAAUGGAUCAGCACUGUAAAGGGAUAAACAGUGUCUGAGUACUGUAUCAUGACAUUUUAAUUGAAAAUAGUUUAAAUGACCUUCUUAGUUCAAACGGUCUCUCUGAACAAUGUUCCUGGUCUUUUGAAUCAAACCAGUCCUGUUUUUCUCUGCUCUUCACAUUUUCUAGCCUUCUCUUAUUUCCUGCAAGUCAUGGAUUCCAAAUGCAUGGAAAUAGCUGCCCUGGGAAGACCUUUGUAUCCUGGCAUGCUGUAUGAUUGCCGAAGUGACUCCUUUAUUCCAGGUGUUACUUUAUGGGAUAAAAAUGCAUUGAGUGAUGACCUUGAUGUGCAUCAGAAGCCUAAAACACAUCUGAAACUUGCAGCCUCUGAUAGUCUCAGUGAUAAGGCAAACCUCCUAGACAUAAGUGCUUCCCUUAAAGCCAGUUUCCUAAGUGGAUUGGUGGAGGUUGGAGGAUCGGCCAAGUACCUGCAAGAUACCAAAUCUUCAGCACAUCAGUCCAGAGUUACUAUGCAGUACAGCCAGACAACAACAUUUGAACAGCUCACUAUGAAGGAGCUCGGUAAUAUCACCUACCCACAAGUAUUUGACCAGAAAACAGCCACUCAUGUAGUUACAGCUGUACAGUAUGGAGCUCAGGUUUUCAUGGUGUUUGAUUAUAAGAGAACAGAAAAUGAGAGCAAACAGAAAAUUGAAGGAAACCUUCAUGCAGUGGUCAAGAAGAUCCCUACCAUUUCCAUUGAGGGGCAAGCAUCCCUUAACAUGACUGAAGAUGAAAAAAAAAUGGCUGAGAAUAUUAGUGUCACAUUUUAUGGUGACAUUAAACUUGAAGAAAACCCCACCACAUAUAAGGAUGCCCUGGAAGUGUACAAAAAGGUGCCUGCUCUGAUGAAGCAACAAGGUAAAGGUGUGCCUCUGACAGUGUGGCUGUAUCCUCUCAAUCUUUUGAAUGAUAAGGCUGCAAAGUUGGUGAGAGAAAUUAAUUUGAGCCCGUUGUAUGAAGCAGAAAGUUUGCUUGAGGAAUUUGGUGAAAUGGAGAGAAUAUGCAAUGAUUUGAUCAAAAGACAAAUAACGGAUAAUUUCCCUGAUCUAAAAGACAGGUUGCUAAAGUUUCAGGCAUUACACAGAAAGUAUACAAGUUUGUUUAAGAUCGCACUAUGCAGAGUUCUACCAGCGAUUCGUGGUGGGACAAAAGAGGACAAGGCACUAGGGGACAUCCUGAGCAUCCAUUACACAUCACCCUUCAGUGUAAGCAUCAUUAACAAAUGGUUGGAUGACAUUACAACUGAAUUAAAUAUACUGAGCUCCUAUACUGUUGGGUUGAAAGACAUCACAGUUGUGAAAUCAUCAGGGUCAUUAAAUUCCAUUUGUUUUCACCCUGAUGUUGAUGUGGUGGUAUGUUUGUCAUUUACCUCUCUAAAAUAUGAAGACUCAUACCUAGCAGCCUUACAGGACUUUGAGAACACUGAAUCAUUUAAAAUGUUGGGGAAAGCAGCACAGCCUUGGUUCACUUCUCCUGACAUUCCUGCAAGGAUGAAGCAGAAUCUUUCUCUCUUUACCUCUUUUUUAAAGGGCAAUAAAAAUGAGAAGAGAAUCAAAUUCAUCAUUGCCUCCAUAUCAGAUCCCAGCAAUCCAGGAUCCUCAAUCCAACUUUAUCAGAAUGGCUCUCUGACAGAUCCUAAGUUCCAGCCUGUAUCCAAACCUCCCAAACCUGAAGUGGAGACCAGUGAUGGGAAAGUUACCCUGAAGCUUUCAAAAUCCCCAACUGGAAAGACUGUACACUUCAGAGUCGAGUACAGGAUGACACCUUCAAAUGAUUCAGCAGCUGAUGUUGAGGGAUGGACAGUCAAAGACACGUCAAAUGCACAGGACACCUUCACAUUGACUGGACUAAAGCCAACAGAAAAAUACUGGGUCCGAUACAGAGCUGUUAGUGAUGUGGGAGUGAGUGAAGCAAGCAACUCUGUCCCCUUCACCAUUAUUGGAAAGCUCACUGUGACAGUAGACCAAUGGAACCUCUCUGUACCUCAACUCAUUUAUAACCUAAGGACUAAAAUAAUGAACAGUCCUCCUGAUGUACCACGUCCAGUCUGCAACCCUAGCAAUCCGUAUUUGGGAUCAAUCCCUGGAGGCUUGAGACCUGGUGUGGCUUUGUUCUUUCAAGGGAAAGUUCCAUCAAAUUUUAAUUGCUUUGCAAUAAAUUUGCAGACUGGACCGAAGUACCUUCAUGACGUCGCUUUCCACUUCAACCCCCGUAUAUCCUCUGUGGUCCUUGACAGCUGCAGGAAUGAGACAUGGGAUAAUGUAGAGUUGCUACCAGCAGGCCCAUUUGUCAAAGAAGCAGCUUUUGAUAUCAUCAUGGUUAUUAACCCAGAAUGCUAUAAGGUGCUGGUGAAUGGCCUGGAAUACUGCACGUUCAAGCACCGUAGACCGUUGGAUAAAGUGACUGCAAUUUUUAUUAAAGGAGACAUCUUCAUGAACACCAUUGCCAUUAUCAAAGUGGAUGAUGUUAAUCUGAACGUCAGCGUCUCCAGUCCUGGCAACAUUUAAGGAUUCAAAUCUUCUCCAUUACCAAUGACAUUUAUUUUGGUAUAUUUCUGCUCAGUUAUUUUAGAAUUACAACAGUUUAUGGGUAUGAUUUGUCUUUUUAUUAAUCAGUAAUAUGUUAAAUCAGCAACUACUGAGCAUUUUUAUGAGAUUUUUGUUAGAAAUGCAUACUAUAUAUUUUUUAUUAGACUUUUUUCUUAAAUACAGUCAAAAAUAUAGGUCAUUUGCAAUAGCUAAAUAGAUAGAUAGGUACUUUAUUAAUUCCCCCUGAGGAAAGUGGCAGCCGAACAUAACCAUACAAUACAAAGGAUAAAAUAUAUAGAAUUACAGUAGAUACAGAAAUUACACUGUACAAAAGUACAUAGAAUAUACACAAAAAAUGUAUUCAUCCACUGAUACACAAAAUGUACCCAAUAUAUAAACAGAUGCAGAAUAUGUAUGAAUUGUCCUUCAUUUUUAAUGGAAUGUAGUUCACUAAAAAAACUGAAAAAGUUCAAAAGUGCCUCUGCACAUGAGGGAUGUAUUUUACAGUCACUGACAGAACUGUAUUUAGCCGGUUAGCAUCACUCGCUUUUGCAGCGGUGCCCAAGCACACCACAGCCUAGAAAAGGAAGCUGGCCACCACAGACUGAGAGAAGUCUAGUUAAAAGUCUUCAAUGAUUAAAAUGAUGCUCUGUGGAAAUCUCCAAAAUCUCUUAUUUGAGUCUCCUAUUUCGGCUCCUCCUUAAAUACUGAAGUAAAUUUCACCAGUAGAGAGCGCUCAUUAUUCUUUUCUAAAAAUGUGCACUAUUAUAAAGUAUAAAUAAAUUGACUAAUUAUUACUCUAGCCCGAAUGUAUUAUGGUGUGUUUUGCGAUUUUCUUGCUUUGUAAUUACAAAUUGAUUCAAUCAUUUUAUCAAUGUACUGCUUAUAAUCAUUAAAUAAAUGGUGAUAAAAUUAA
This is a messenger RNA of Tachysurus vachellii, 3764 nucleotides long. RefSeq names its product neoverrucotoxin subunit beta-like. Lineage: Eukaryota; Metazoa; Chordata; Actinopteri; Siluriformes; Bagridae. Bases 353 to 2827 code for a protein of 824 amino acids. Gene Ontology annotation, molecular function: protein binding; carbohydrate binding. The record is from RefSeq and is a predicted model, not a curated record. The transcript is spliced from 8 exons.